Messenger RNA from Hemiscyllium ocellatum (epaulette shark), 1471 nucleotides. RefSeq names its product class I histocompatibility antigen, F10 alpha chain-like. The transcript has 6 exons. The record is from RefSeq and is a predicted model, not a curated record. Gene Ontology annotation, cellular component: external side of plasma membrane. Lineage: Eukaryota; Metazoa; Chordata; Chondrichthyes; Orectolobiformes; Hemiscylliidae. Gene Ontology annotation, biological process: immune response. Bases 147 to 1127 code for a protein of 326 amino acids.
UCAAAUUACUUUGUCGAUCAGGAAAUGGCAUCAUGGUAGAAACAAACGUUUAUUUUGUUAAUUUUUCAGUUUGUGAACAGCAGAUAUUUUCCAAUCACUGUUUUAUUCCCAGAUCCUGAUUGGAAUAGGGAGAGUGGAUUCCCAGAAUGUUUCUGAUCCUUCUCUCCAUCUCCCUGUGUUUUUCCUGGGCCUCUCCCGAGACUAAUGCACUCACUCGGAUUUACACAAUUGUUGCUGGAUUGAAGGGUUUUCCUGAGGUUACAAACAGUGCAACAGUCAAUGGAGUUAUAAUCGGUUCACGUGACAGUAAAACCCAACGGUGCAUCCCCAGGCAGCAGUUCAUGGCAGAAUUCUUCGAUGUGAAUUUCUGGAAUUAUAUCACAGACCAGGUGAACAAACAUGGAAACCUAGCGAAGGAAACAAUGAGUACAAUAAUGAAGAGGUCAAACCAGACGUCUGGAAUUCACAUUUUUCAACGGAUAACUACUGUUGAGAUCAGUGAUGACAGCAGCAUUAAGAGAUCGAUGAGAUUUGGAUUUGAUGGAAAUGACUUUAUCAGUUUAGAACAAGACACAAUGAGGUGGAUCGCAUCCAAUCACAUUGCAGUGAUGACUAAAGAGAAAUGGGAUUCUGAUGAUUCCUGGAACAACUACUGGAAAAGACACCUGGAAGAAGAAUGUGUUGAAUAUUUAAAGAGAUAUCUGGAAGUUGGAAAGGAAUAUUUCACAAGGAAAGUUCAGCCUGAAGUGUUCAUCUCCAGGAGGGAGCCCAAUGGUCAGGACAAGCCACUCACUCUCUCCUGCCUGGUCACUGGGUUUUAUCCUGUAGACAUCGAGGUGACCUGGCUAAGGAAUGGAGAGGUCAUGUCUGAGACCCAAUCCUUGGGGGUUCGACCGAACCACGAUGGGACCCAUCAGAUCCAGAAAGAGAUUGAGAUCAGUGCUGGGGAUGAGGAUCAAUACUCCUGUCAAAUUGAACACAGCAGCCUGGCAGAGGCCCAGCUCUACCAGUGGGAAAUACAACAAAACAGUGUGGAACGUUCCCAUCAUGUAUUUUUGAUUGGAUUAGUCUCAGCAUUGGCUGCAAUAUUUGGAAUAAUCGUCUGGAAAAGGCCGUGGAGAGGUUGAACAGCGGAUCCCAGAUCCCCAAGUUUGGAUCCUGGCUCUUCAAGAGAGACCUUCUCAAGUCGUGUUUCCAUCCCGUCCCAGAAAUGUGUGCAGUGUCACCAUCAGAGGGAUCCUCACGAUGGUUCCUCCCUCACACUUUCUCAUCUUCACUGUCUUCAGUGGGUCACUGAUUGACCUGAAAUGAGGCAACAUCCUGAGGGAACUCAGAGACAGUUUUUAUAUUGAAAGAAAUUGAUUUUGCAUCUGUCGUUAACAAAUUUCAAAUGUUAUGCAAAUCUCUGUACAUAAAUAUCAGUAUUACAUAUUCUAAUUCUUAGAAAAAUAUAUAAAUAUUAUAAAUCUGA